This is a messenger RNA of Anas platyrhynchos (mallard), 2300 nucleotides long. RefSeq names its product mitochondrial poly(A) polymerase (gene MTPAP). NCBI's taxonomy places the organism in Eukaryota, Metazoa, Chordata, Aves, Anseriformes, Anatidae. Gene Ontology annotation, molecular function: poly(A) RNA polymerase activity. Gene Ontology annotation, biological process: RNA 3'-end processing. The record is from RefSeq and is a predicted model, not a curated record. Gene Ontology annotation, cellular component: mitochondrion.
GUGUGAGGCGGCUGCGCGCUGCGGGCGCUGCCCCGGCCAUGGCGCUGCGAGCGGGCGGGCGGGCGCUGCGCCUGCUGCCGGGCCGCCUCAGGGCGCCCGCGGCCCGCCUCGGCUCGGGGGGGGCGGCCGAGGCGCAGGAGGAUGCUGAAGUCAAUACCAGAAAGAAGACAUUCACAGAGGUUCAAACGGAACGACGGGAGCAAGCGGAACGAACUGUUUUAAUUAAAUGCCCAUCAAGAGUUAAUGAAAAAAAAUUACUGCAGUAUUUAUCCAGUCAUGGAAAAAUUAACAGUCACUUCUUUUUUGAAAAUCGGGGUAUCCAUGCUUUAAUAGAAUUUUCUGAAAAGAGCAGUGUAGCCUCAUUACAAGAUGUUGUUGGAAUUCCAAAGGCUGUAGAGCAUCAUGUCGUCCCAUUUAAAUCUAGACUUUUUACCUUCACGCUGAAAAAUCCAGUGGCUAAAACUGCUGAAGAAACACCAGUUCAUCUCUCCCGUCAGUCUCACAUUCCAGUGAACGAGCUUAUUCAAAAACUUCAUCAGGCAGACAGUAUAAGCAGUCAAAUGUACAUUCUGCUGAAUGAGUAUCAGCUCACCGAAGAAAAUAUCAAGCUCCGAUUUCUGGCCUGUUCCCUGGUUCAGGAUUUUGCACGUGCAUAUUUUCCAGACAGCACGGUAAAGCCAUUUGGCUCUUCAGUGAACACCUUUGGCAAACUGGGAUGCGAUGUGGACAUGUUUCUGGACUUCCGUGACACACAAGAGCAUGCUGCAAAAAUGAAAAAAGGUCCCUUUGAAAUGGAGUAUCAGAUGAAAAGAUUGCCAUCAGAAAGAUUAGCAACUCAGAAAAUUCUUUCUGUGAUCGGUGAUUGCCUUGAUAAUUUUGGUCCCGGAUGCAUGAGCGUACAGAAGAUACUCAAUGCUCGCUGCCCACUGGUGAAAUUUGCCCAUCAACCAACAGGAUUCCAGUGUGAUCUGUCCGUGAGCAACAGUAUUGCUAUCAGAAGUUCAGAACUCCUGUACAUCUAUGGCACUCUUGAUCCCCGUGUGAGAGCCCUGGUGUUCAGUUUGCGAUGUUGGGCCCGUGUUCAUGGACUUACCAAUAGCAUUCCUGGUACCUGGAUUACAAACUUCUCUCUGACCAUGAUGGUCAUGUUUUUUCUGCAAAAGAGAUCACCACCUAUCAUUCCAACACUAGACCAGCUUAAAGAACUGGCAGAUGAAAAAGACAAGCAUAUAAUUGGAGGAUAUGAUUGCUCAUUUGUUAGCGAUUUAAGCAAGAUUAACCCUACAAAAAAUACAGAAACACUUGAUGAGCUGCUCUGUGACUUCUUCGAGUAUUUUGGAAACUUUGACUUCAGGAAGAAUUCCUUAAAUCUUCGACGGGGAAAGGAAGUAAAUAAACCUGAGUCGUCUCCUCUUUAUAUCUGGAAUCCCUUUGAACAAGACCUUAAUAUCAGCAAGAAUGUUAAUCAGCCACAGCUGGAGAAAUUUGUAGCUAUGGCCCGAGAAAGUGCCUGGAUUUUACAGAAGGAAGAUAGAACUCAGCGAAUGAUCAAUAAAGAGCCCUGGGGACUGGCAGCCCUACUAAUACCAUUUGGAAAAAGUAAUACAAACAAGAUGAGAAGGACAAAGGGAAUGGGAAGUGAAACAAUCAGAAGCCUUUUAGACUCCUUAAAGUUAAGUAAUGCAAGCAACCUACAAAAAGCAGUGGGAAAGUGACUUUCGGCACAAAACCAACGUAGCUGCUAUUCUGUUCUAGGAAUUAAAUGUGAUACGGUCUGAAGAACAUUACUUUUAAUAUUUCUACUAUGGUGAAAUGGAGAGUCAGGUAACCUGGUUUUCAUUGUGAUGGUUCUUUGUACAGGUCUGCUUUCCUGCUGUACAUUACCUCCUCCUUACUCUUCACUUUUCCAUCUGUUUUAUGAAUGAAGAACAUUAAAAGGCAAGUUUUACAGAUAUAUUUUGGAAAUAUCCUUCACUCUUUAAAAAAAGAAAAAAACUGACAAAAGCAGCAAGGGCAAAAGCCCUCGGGAAUUCUCGUGGUUAACAUCCAAAUGAUGCGUUAAGGAAAAGCUCAAGAAGCAAACCACCUUCCAGUGAAACCACAUGUUAAAAGAAGACAAAUAUUAGAGUCAUUGCUUCCACUGCAACCACAUUCUGGGAGCCAGUAAAACCCAAGUGCGUGCAUCUAUUUUUGUAAUUGGUUUUGAUUCAUGUAGAUAGUGCCGAGACAAAAAUAAAGAGAAUGGAAUUAGGUAGGAGGGCUUGCAGCUUCAUACUGGAUUGCUCUCCAAGAAUAGCACA